AUGGAUGGGCAGCAUUUGGAAACUCCACGCAGCCACACCACAGCUGAUAGGGCGUCAUCCGCCAUGUCCCAGAACCCCAGAAUCUCCUCCCACACCUCCGAAUCCAUGAAGGACCUGUCUUGCAGGAAGGUACCUCAGAACUCUGCCCACAGGGACAGACCGGCACACCCCACAACCACCCUGCUGAGCAAGUCGCAUAUCAGCCAGGCUGCCCUGGGGCCCCAGGAGCACAGCGUGUUCCUGAAGGAAGCCUCCAACGCAGCCAUCUGCUUCAAGAUGCUCCGAGACCUGAACGGUGUAGACCCCUACCACCUGAAGUACAUCAUCAACAAGAUCAAGGACAUGGCUCAUGAGGCCCCCGACCUGGUGCUGGAAGCCAUUCAUCACUACUUUAUAGAUAACCCUGAGAUCUCCAACCAGCACAAGCUCCAGCUGCUCCACACCCUGGAGACCGUCAUUGGAGCCAGUGACUCCCUGGAGGAGAGAUGGAGGGAAAUCUUCAUGAAACUGGCCCUGGAGAACAUGACCAAGUCCACGGAGCUGGAAGAGGUGUACCAGAACGCAGCCAGCAAUGUGCUGGUGGCCAUCUGCAGGCAUUCGUGGCAGACGGUGACCCAGCACCUGGAGACUGAGGUCCUGACGGGCGUCUUCCCACACAGAAGCCUUCUCUACGUGAUGGGCACCCUGACCUCUAACCAGAAGCUCUUCAGCGAGGGAGAGAAGGCAUGCUGGGAAGAGCAGCUGACCCAGAUAGCAGUCAAGUCCGUCCAGUUCCUGAACACCGACAUGUGGUCCAAGGAGCUGCUGUGGGCACUCACCAAGCCUGACCGGACACAUUAUGAGCAGCCCCCAGAGAAGGCCUUCCUGUUCGUCUACUAUGGGCUGAUCCUUCAAGCUGAGGAGAACAGCGCCAUGGUCCGGACACACCUGCAAAGCCUCCUGGAGACGUCCCACCAGUGGUCCAAGCAGAGGGAGGGCAUUGCUCUCACCGUGGGGCUGGCCGCAGCCCGCCACCUGGACCACGUGUGGGCCAUCCUGGAGCAGUUUGGCCAGAGCGCACCCAUCAAGAGGAGCCUUCACAGCUUCUCCCCAAAGACUUCAAAGGACCUGCGAUGGAAGUGGGCCACCAGCACCAUCCUCCUCGCCUAUGGUCAGAUGGCGGCCAAGGCCAAGGCCCACAUCCUCCCGUGGGUGGACAACGUCUUGUCACGCAUGAUCUUCUAUUUCCACUGCAGCUCCUGGGACGAGACCCUGAAGCAGAGCUUCCUCACGGCCAUCCUCAUGCUGGUGGGGGCCGUCAGCCGCAGUGAGGGUGCCCACAGCUACGAGUUCUCCCAGCUCUCCCAGCUCUUCGAAUGUCUGAUGGCUUUGAUGGAGAAGGAACCCCCGGACUCGCUGUGCUCGUCGACUCGCGAGCAGACCAUCCACAUCAUCUCCAGCCUCUGUAAGCUGAGGCCAGCCCUGGACUCGGAGAAGAAGUCACGGCUCCUGUCCAUCUGCCUCCACAGCGUGCUGGCCCUGCCACUGCUGGAUGUCCUGGAGAAACACGCCUGCCUCUUUCUGGAGCCGCCCAACGUGCAGGGCUUGCGGCCCCCUGAUCGGUUCCUCGUCCCCACACAGACCCUCUACAGCAAGACCUCUGAGGCACUGGACAAGAUGCUGCAGACCUUCAUCACGCAGAACCCCACAGCGGACGAGCUGCAAUUCCUGCUGUCGCACAUGUACAUCUGGCUGGCGUCAGAGAAGGCGCACGAACGGCGGCGGGCUGCGCACGCCUGCACCGCCCUCCUCAAAUUCCUGACCCACAACCACUACCUGGACCCAAAAGAGGACUUCAAACAGAUCGGGCAGCUGAUGGGUGUGCUGGGGAUUCUGUGCCAGGACCCCGACAGGGCCACCCAGCUCUCUAGCCUGCAGGGGUUGGGCCAUCUCUACCAGCUCCUGCUGCGCCACAGAGCAGAAGCUUUGAGGGUGGAAGCACUGGUGCCGGAGCCGCUUUUCCAGGCCAGCGAGGAUGAAGACCCCCUCUGGAGCAGCGGGGACCAGAAAGACACUCUCCCCACCCCCCAGAAGGUGGCAUUCCCGAAGGACCGAAUCUUCCAGCUUGGCAGCUCCCAAGUCAUCAAGGAGGUCAUGAAGCAUCUCACGGUGGCAGAGCUGACCGACGUCACCUGGACGGCCAUCGACGGCCUGGACUCCAGCAGCACCUUCCACGUGCAGGCAGCCGCCAACAUGGUGCUCACUGUCGUCCAGGAGCACGGGGCCAAGCUAGAGACUGUUGCCAACCUAGGCCGGGCCAUCCACCUGCAGCUCCGCUGUGGCCGCGUCCCCCAAGCGCAGGAAAAAGCCCUCCGCGCCAUCACCCUGCUGGCCCGGAACCACACUGCCGAGCUUGUGGCCACCUUCCUGGACGUCUCCGUCCCCCUGAACAGCCGUGCUUUCCAGCUGUGGAGGGCCCUGGGGGCUGAGCAGCGCGUGAGCCGCCGGGUGCUGGUGGUGCUACUGGCCUUGCUACAGGAGCGGCCCCUGCCCAUCGGGGCUGAUGACAGCAGCCCCCAGCCCAAGGAGAAGACCUAUCUGCGCUCGCUGGCCGCCAUGAACAUACUGCAUGAGCUACAGCUCACACGAGAGUUCGAGAAGGCCAUGCAGGAGGCCUACCCGCAGCUGCUCCUGGCCUUUCUCGCCCAGAUACACUACAUGCUGGAGCUGAGCCUGCCUACAGGCCCCCAGCGGGACCAGCAGGCCCCGGAGGCAGCCACGCCCAGUCCCCAGAGCGCCAUUGGCCAAGGGGUCACCCUUAGCUGCAUGGAGGCUGGGAACCCUCUCUUUCUGGGCAUCCCUGUGCCCGGCUACAGCGGGCGUCGUCUUAGCAAGGAACAAGAGGCAGCUGGGAACGGGUUCAUCUCGGCUGGCCCAGCGCACGUGGCUGGAUGUCCGUGUGUGGCUGAGCGAGAGCCCAUAACACAGCAGGGACAUCCGCCUGGCCACCGCAAGCCCCUGGAGGCAGACGGCCUUCUGGUCCCCAUGCCCAUUUCUCUGGACACCGCCCCUCUGCUCCCCCGCAGGAUGUCGCUGGAGGCACUGAAGAGCCUGCUGACCAGCAUGGGGCACUGGCAGGACUUGGCCCAUCUGGAGCUGCAGGGCGCCUGGGAGCUCUUCAGUACCAUCCACACCUACCCGCAGGGCGUCAGCCUCCUGGCCAGGGCCAUGGUGCAGAACCGCUGCCAGCAGAUCCAGGAGGUGCUCAUCCAGCUGCUGCCCACCCUGCAGAGCCAGGAGGAACGGGAGAGGAAGGUGGCCAUCCUCAUGCUCACGGAGUUCCUCUACAGCCCCGCCCUCCUGGAGGUGCUCUCCAAACAGGACACCCUGAAUGUGCUGACCCGAAGCCUCAGGGACCCCAGCCCCGAGGUCCGAGUGCUGAGCCUGCAAGGCCUAAGGAGUGUCCUCUUCCACCCGGACCAGGGAAGCCUGCUCCGCGGACAGCUGCCACGCCUCCUCAACGGCUUCUUCCAGAAGAAUGAGCCGGUGGUGGAGCUCAUCAUGGGCACCGUGUCAGACGUGCUGCACCGCCUGGGCGCCUGUGGUGUGGGGGUCCAGUGCCUCAGCGUCGCCAUCAACGCCCGCUCCUUCUUUGAUGACGAGCGCGACAGGAUCCGGGCAGCGGCCAUGGCACUGUUUGGGGACCUGGUGGCAACGAUGGCAGGCAAGGAGCCAAGCAGCCUGCGAACCCAGGUGUACCAGAGCAUGGUGCCCCUGCUUCUGCACCUGAAGGACCGCUGUCCGGCAGUCAUCACGCAGGCCAAGUUCGCCUUCUACCGCUGCGCGGUGCUGCUCCAUUGGCCGCUGCAGCACACCCUCUUCUGCUCGCUGGCCUGGGAGAGGAGCAUCAGUGCCCGCCACUUCCUCUGGACCUGCCUGAUGACCCACAGCCAGGAGAAGUUCAGCAUCCACUUGGCACAGGCUCUCAGCCACCUGCACAGCCCCCAUCACCACAUCAGGACCUGGGCAGCACUCUUCAUAGGUUACACCAUCUGCUACCACCCCCAGGCAGUGUCCCAGAUGCUGAAUGACGCCGACAGGAAGCUGCUGCUCUGCACUUUCGAAGAUCUCAAAAAAGACCCGGAGCCUGGCCUCCGGGAAUUCGCCACCAAGCAGUUCUGCUUCCUUCAGCAGGUGGCAGCCAGACCCCAGUGA
Molecule: messenger RNA, 4194 nt
Organism: Hipposideros armiger (great roundleaf bat)
Lineage: Eukaryota; Metazoa; Chordata; Mammalia; Chiroptera; Hipposideridae
Product: maestro heat-like repeat family member 5
Exons: 32
Coding region: 1-4194 (1397 amino acids)
Cellular component (GO): cytoplasm
Source: RefSeq, a predicted model, not a curated record